Molecule: messenger RNA, 1460 nt
Organism: Thermothielavioides terrestris NRRL 8126
Lineage: Eukaryota; Fungi; Ascomycota; Sordariomycetes; Sordariales; Chaetomiaceae
Exons: 2
Coding region: 368-1438 (356 amino acids)
Biological process (GO): spliceosomal snRNP assembly
Cellular component (GO): SMN complex
Molecular function (GO): RNA binding; protein binding
Source: RefSeq, a predicted model, not a curated record
CCGCAAACGACCCUUUCCACUUUCCCAAUUUCCACUUCAAAUUCUGCCUCAUCCGCCGUUCUCUUUCACUCCUCUCAUCACGACCUGUUACGACCUGCCGUUCUUUGCUUUACUUUUCCGCCGUCUUGGUUCUCUUUCCUUUCCUUCUUUUUCCGGACACAGGUCGAGUCCAGGCCGGUCGUUGGAACCACCAACCCGAUCUUCGUCGACACGCCAACUACCAUCAUCGAGCAGCGCAAGCAGCGUGUUUUGCCUCCGACUGUGGAAGACUUUACGCGAUCCAACCGCGCAAUCUCCAUCCAGCUGCACCUCAGAGCUUACGCUUCAGAUUCUCGCGCUCCUUGAGGCCUUUAUCUCGAUACCCAGCAUGAGUGACACAGUUGCCCCGCGUCAAUACGUGCCGUUGACCUGCCACGGCCACUCUCGGCCUGUUCCACACCUGAGCUUUUCCCCCCUCGAAAAAGAAGAUGUCUACUAUAUGAUAUCCGCAUGCAAAGAUGGAAACCCAAUGCUUCGCGACGGCCAGACGGGCGAUUGGAUCGGCACGUUCCUCGGCCACAAGGGGGCUGUGUGGCAGGCGAGAUUAAGUCCCGAUGCCGCAACUGCCGCGACCGCUUCGGCCGACUUCACUGCCAAGGUCUGGGACACACAUACAGGCGAGUUGCUGUACGUUCUGAAGCAUGAUCACAUCGUCCGUGCCAUCGCCUACCCCUUUGAGCAAUCCGGAAUGCUUGCGACGGGAGGAUUUGAGAAGAAGCUCCGGAUCUUCGACCUGCAUGACCAAAAACCAGCCGGCUCGCCGACAUCUGCAGAUCCCACCACCACCACCCCUGUGACGAUCGAGGCUUCCCGAGCGUUUGAGAUCGGCGAGGGCGUGCACAAGGAUGCCAUCAAGUUUAUCGUUUGGGCGCAGGAUCCCAGUGUCAUAAUCACUGCUUCCGGCGAUACACUCCGCUGGUUUGACCUGCCCAGUCGGCGUUGCAUCCGUGAGGUGAGGCUCGAGGGCGAGAUCAAGUCUUGCGAGCUGGUGUCCCUCGCACCAACGCACAGCUCUCCGACGGACAUUGGUGGCGGUCUUCCCGUCUUGGCGGUCGCUGCUGGGAAGACGGCGUAUUUCUGGGGCGGGCCGAGGGUCGAGGACGAGCUGAAGCAGAUUAAGCUUCCCCAUGGGAUCGCGAGCGUCGGUCUUGACCUCAAGGGCAGGAAGUUUGUCGUUGGGGAGGAGCCGGGCACCUGGGCACGGGUCUACGACUGGGAAGACGGCAAGGAGCUUGACGUGCACAAGGGUCAUCACGGCCCCAUUUGGUCGAUCGCGUUUUCGCCCGACGGAAAUCUCUACGCGACAGGAUCAGAGGAUGGCACGAUCAAGAUGUGGAAAAAUUGCGAAGGAUUUUACGGGCUCUGGAGAGGGGGCGUGUCAGGUAACGGCACAGACUAGGAGGCGGACGAUCGCGCUCCUC